Molecule: messenger RNA, 1828 nt
Organism: Lycium ferocissimum
Lineage: Eukaryota; Viridiplantae; Streptophyta; Magnoliopsida; Solanales; Solanaceae
Product: sucrose transport protein SUC3
Exons: 12
Coding region: 163-1788 (541 amino acids)
Biological process (GO): transmembrane transport
Cellular component (GO): membrane
Molecular function (GO): sucrose:proton symporter activity
Source: RefSeq, a predicted model, not a curated record
CCCUUUUCUCCAUUUUCACAAUCCAUCACGGUUCAUACAGCUGAGCUACACCGAAAACCAACACAAACAAAUCAAAUCAACCAUACAGAAAAAAGACAUUUCCCAUUUCGAGAUCGAAUGUGAUAGUACAAAAUAAAAUCAUAAACUGUAGCAGAUCUUAUAAUGGAUGGUGUGUCAAUUAAAGUAGCAUAUAAAAAUCUAAAACAGGAAGUAGAAUUAGCAAACAUCGAUGAUGAAUCAUCUCAUAGGUUAGAGAUACAUAGUGAUUGUUCAUCAUCUCCACCUAGGGUUUCCAAUGGAGAAAUCAACCACGAUUGUCAACCUCAACCGCAGCCGCCUAUACGUAACAGUUUGCUGACAUUGAUUCUAAGUUGCACAGUUGCUGCUGGUGUUCAGUUUGGAUGGGCUUUGCAACUCUCUCUCCUCACUCCUUACAUUCAGACACUUGGCAUAGAGCAUGCCUUCUCUUCUUUUAUUUGGCUUUGCGGUCCUAUUACUGGUCUUGUGGUACAACCUUGUGUAGGUAUAUGGAGUGAUAAAUGUCAUUCAAAAUAUGGCAGAAGAAGGCCUUUCAUUUUUGUUGGAGCUGUCAUGAUCUCUAUUGCUGUGAUAAUUAUCGGGUUUUCUGCAGACAUAGGAUACUUAUUGGGGGACACGAAAGAGCAUUGCAGCACUUUCAAAGGCACUCGCGCAAGAGCAGCCAUUGUGUUCGUUGUUGGGUUUUGGAUGCUCGAUCUUGCUAAUAAUACUGUGCAGGGUCCAGCUCGAGCUCUUUUGGCAGAUUUGUCAGGUCCUGAUCAAAGAAAUACUGCAAACGCUGUGUUCUGCUCCUGGAUGGCUGUUGGAAACAUUCUUGGAUUUUCUGCUGGAGCCAGUGGAGGUUGGCACAGAUGGUUUCCCUUUUUGACAAAUAGAGCUUGUUGUGAGCCUUGUGGAAAUCUCAAAGCAGCGUUCUUAGUUGCAGUGGUCUUUCUGACUCUAUGCACGUUGGUAACUCUCUACUUUGCCAAAGAAGUCCCACUGUCACCCAAGCAAACUAAUCGCUUAUCAGAUUCUGCUCCUCUUUUGGAUAGUCCUCAGAAUACUGGCUUUGACCUUUCUCAAUCAAAAAGGGAGUUACAGUCUGUAAAUAAUGUAGCAAAUAAUGAAUCUGGGAUGGGUCGCGUAGCAGAUAAUAGUCCAAAGAAUGAAGACCAGAGACCUGAGCAGGAUCAAGGUGAUAGCUUCACCGAUAGCCCUGGAGCAGUUUUGGUCAAUCUGCUGACCAGCUUACGGCAUUUGCCUCCCGCAAUGCAUUCGGUUCUCAUUGUCAUGGCUCUGACUUGGUUGUCCUGGUUUCCAUUUUUCCUUUUUGACACGGAUUGGAUGGGGAGAGAAGUCUAUCAUGGGGACCCGAAAGGAGAAGCAGCUAAAGUAACAGCAUAUAACCGAGGUGUCAGAGAAGGUGCAUUUGGUUUGCUAUUGAAUUCUGUUGUUCUUGGCAUUAGCUCCUUUCUUAUUGAGCCAAUGUGCAAGUGGAUUGGUUCGAGACUUGUGUGGGCGGUGAGCAACCUCAUUGUAUUUGCCUGCAUGGCCUGCACCGCUAUCAUUAGUGUGGUUUCUAUCAGUGAACAUUCUCAAGGAGUCCAACAUGUGAUUGGCGCUACUCGAUCGACUCAAAUUGCUGCUUUGGUUGUUUUCUCGCUUCUUGGCAUUCCUCUUGCUGUAACUUACAGUGUCCCUUUCUCCAUCACAGCAGAGUUGACAGCUGAUGCUGGUGGUGGUCAAGGUAUUUCUUCGAUCAAUUAAAAUUUUAUGAUGUCUUGCUUGAUGAGGCGAUUAAUUGAAA